AUGGACUAUUACAAGAUCCUAGGUAUCUCCCAAGAUGCUUCAAUGGAAGAUAUUAAAAGAGCUUACCGAAAAAUGGCACUUAGAUACCAUCCAGAUAAAAAUAAAUCAUCGGAUGCAGAGGAAAGGUUUAAAGCCAUCUCGCAAGCUUAUGAAAUAUUGAGCGAUGUGAAAAAGCGGGAGUGUUACGAUCAACAUGUGAAAGGUAAAAUGAAGGAUGAGGAGGUACCUAAGGAGGGUAAUAAUAAAACUCGCUUCACAUAUACCUCUACCCAUACUAGCGAUCCCAAAACUCGCUUUACAUAUACCUCUACUAGCAAUCCCAAAACUCGCUUUACAUAUACCUCUACUACUAGCGAUCCCAAAACUCGCUUUACAUAUACAACUACCACUACUACUAAUAGCGGUCCAAUGGACGACAUUUUCCAUCAGUUCUUCGGCACCCACGGUAAUUUUAAUCACUUCUUUAAUAACUCUGACGACGACGACGAUGAUGAUGAUGAUGAUGAUGAUAUUCAUAUGAUGUGGAGAGGCAUCAGUAGAGGUACUAGGCAUCGAAUGGGAGGUUUCAACUGUAAUCACAAACACUAUCACAGGGGGGGAAGGCAUCAUCACCAUCAUCAUCAUCAGGAUCCUCCAAUCUACCGGGACCUGUACGUGACUCUCGAAGAAAUAGCUCAAGGAGUAAUCAAAAAGAUGAAAAUCACGCGGAGUGUGUUUAGCGAUGAUGGAAAAUAUACCACCAGGAGAGAAGAGAAAUAUGAGCAUUACAUUAUGCCCGGUACAAAGGAUGGUUUUGAGAUCAAAUUCGAAAGAAUGGGAGACGAGUCGCCUGGCAAGGUCCCGGCUGAUAUCAUUUUCGUUAUUAGGGAAAAGCCUCACCCGGCAUUUAAGAGAGACGAUACUAAUUUGAUCUAUUCGGUCAAAAUCCCCAUCAGAGACGCCUGGUGUGGUACCAGCGUGUCUGUCCCUACUCUGGAAGGCCAAAUGGUCACACUCGAUGUCAAAAAUAUAAUUAUCACACCUCAGACGAAGAAGAUACUCUCAGGAUAUGGUCUACCUUUUCUUAACAACCCUUCCAGAAAGGGUAAUAUCAUUGUUCAUUUUGACAUCCAAAUUCCAGAUUUAUUGAUAGAAAACGUCAGAAAUAAUCUUUUCAAAUUAUUGCCGAUAGUCUUGGUCUUUGAUUUAUAA
Molecule: messenger RNA, 1191 nt
Organism: Macrobrachium nipponense
Lineage: Eukaryota; Metazoa; Arthropoda; Malacostraca; Decapoda; Palaemonidae
Product: dnaJ protein homolog 1-like
Exons: 2
Coding region: 1-1191 (396 amino acids)
Cellular component (GO): cytosol
Molecular function (GO): protein-folding chaperone binding
Source: RefSeq, a predicted model, not a curated record